This is a messenger RNA of Sinocyclocheilus grahami, 4393 nucleotides long. RefSeq names its product neuron navigator 3-like. Bases 1 to 2472 code for a protein of 823 amino acids. Gene Ontology annotation, molecular function: ATP hydrolysis activity. NCBI's taxonomy places the organism in Eukaryota, Metazoa, Chordata, Actinopteri, Cypriniformes, Cyprinidae. The transcript is spliced from 20 exons. The record is from RefSeq and is a predicted model, not a curated record. Gene Ontology annotation, biological process: neurogenesis; nervous system development.
AUGGCUGUGGCUAACAGUGGUAGUGCUUUAGCCAUUAUCCAGGCAAAGAGAGCCAAAAUCAGUUUGUUCAGACGUCGUUACGGCUGCAAAACAUCUGGAUUUCAUCACAACCACACCAGACAGGCACACCUGGUGGCGGCAUUUGAGAAAAGUCUGACAAACAUGACCUGUCGACUGCAGAGUCUAACCAUGACAGCGGAGCAAAAGGAGUCCGAGCUUGCAGAGUUAAGAGAGACCAUCGAGGCAUUGAAAACUCAGAACACAGAUGCUCAGACGGCCAUUCAAGUUGCCCUCAACGGCCCUGAUCACGUUCAUAAAGCAGACCUGAGGAUCCGUCGACAGCACUCAUCAGAAAGCAUGUCCAGUAUUAACAGUGCAGCCAGCCACUCCAGUAUGGGUAGCGCUAAAGAUGCAGACGACAAGAAGAAAAAGAAGAAAAGCUGGGGCAAGGAUAAAGGACACAAGGUGGCUGAUUCCAUCCCCGCCCAGUUGCGGAGCUCCUUUAAGCAGGCCUUCAGCAAGAAAAAGACCAACAAGCCCCAAUCAUCUCAUGAUGAGAUUGAAGAGAUGACUGACUCCUCCCUCCCUUCUUCACCCAAACUACAACACACCAACAGACAGACCAGCCCCACCCAACCACUGCGCUCAUCACCUUCCACCACAGAAUUGUGUGAAUGUACAGAGGCCGAGGCAGAGGUUAUCCUCCAGCUGAAGAACGAGCUGAGAGAGAAGGAGCUGAAGCUGACUGAUAUCAGACUGGAGGCGUUAAGCUCCGCCCACCACCUUGACCAGAUACGAGAAGCCAUGAACCGCAUGCAGAAUGAAAUUGAGCUGCUGAAGGCAGAGAACGACAGACUGAAGUCCAGCGGCAACACCACACCUGCUGCCACACCUGCUAAAACGGCCCGUCCCCCUUCAGAAACCUCCAGCACGUCCUCCUCGUCCUCACGGCAAUCUCUGGGGCUGUCGCUGAACAACCUCAACAUCACAGACACCAUUAUGUCAGAUAUUUUGCUCGAUGAUGGCUAUGAGGGCAAUCUACGCAAAGAGGGCAGGAGUGUCCGUAUAGUGGUCACCAUCAACAGUGACUCCAACAAAACCAAGGCUAGGCAGAAGAAGGAGUAUCUGAUUGGCUCCAUUGGCGUCAGCGGCAAGACAAAGUGGGAUGUGUUGGACGGUGUAAUACGACGCUUGUUUAAGGAGUAUGUGUUCCGAGUGGACCCAUUGACCAGUUUGGGCCUGAAUUCGGAUAGUAUAGUGUGCUACAGAAUGGGGGAUGUGGUCCGAUCUCAUGCCUCUGAGGUUCCUGAACUGUUGCCAUGUGGAUAUCUGGUGGGCGACAACAACGUCAUCAGAGUCAGUCUCAAAGGUGUGAAGGAGGGUAGCAUUGAUGACUUGGUGUUUGACACACUGAUUCCUAAACCCAUCAUUCAACGCUACUUAAACCUGCUGAUGGAGCACCAUAGAAUUAUCUUGUCUGGUCCCAGCGGAACGGGUAAAUCCUUCCUAGCCACUAAACUAGCUUACUACAUCAUCUCCAAGACUGGUCAAGUGGUGACCGACACUAACCUGGCUAGCUUCAACGUGGACCAGAAAUCCAGCAAGGAUCUUCGGCAGUACCUCUCAAGCCUGGCCGAGCAGUGCAACACAGAGGAGUGUGAGAUCGAGCUGCCCUCUGUAGUUAUUCUGGACAACCUCCAUCAUAUUGGCUCCCUUAGUGACAUCUUUAAUGGAUUCCUCAACUGCAAAUAUCACAAAUGCCCGUAUGUCAUAGGAACUAUGAACCAGGGUGUUUCCUCAUCUCCAAACUUGGAGUUGCAUCAUAACUUCAGGUGGGUGCUGUGUGCCAAUCACACUGAGCCAGUGAAAGGCUUCCUGGGCCGAUUCCUGAGAAGAAAGCUGAUUGAAACUGAGAUUGAUAAAAACAUGCGCAGUAACGACCUCAUAAAAAUUAUCGACUGGAUCCCUAAAACAUGGCAACACCUCAAUUCCUUCCUAGAGGCUCACAGCUCCUCAGACGUCACUAUCGGUCCUCGGCUGUUCUUGUCCUGUCCGAUGAAUGCAGACGGUUCACGUGUGUGGUUUACCGACCUGUGGAACUAUUCUCUAGUGCCAUAUCUGCUGGAAGCAGUACGAGAAGGACUGCAGCUGUAUGGAAAGAGGGUGGCAUGGGAGGACCCGUCCAAAUGGGUGAUUGACACCUAUCCCUGGAGCUCUGCCUCCCUGCAACAUGAAGGCCAGUCACUGCUGCAGCUGCGGCCGGAAGAUGUGGGCUAUGAUGGCUACAGCCCCUCUAAAGACGGAGCCGCCUCCAAACAAGUAUCUCAGAGCGACACAGAGGGAGACCCACUGAUGAAUAUGCUGAUGAAGCUACAGGAAGCUGCAAACUACUCCAGCGCCCAGAGCUGUGACAGCGACAGCGCCAGUCACCACGACGACCUGCUGGACUCCUCAUUGGAGUCUGCCCUCUAAGCCCCACCCCAUUAGAAGAAGAAACCUUCUGAUUGGUUGAAAACAGAGCAAAGGGCCCACAGGACUUGUGCUUAUGAAACAGACUUAUGAAACGCCUGACGCCUCCGGUGGUAAAAGGAUGCAGAAUCCAGGAUACGGCGAAUGAAAAGGUGCUGGUGGCACACACGACACUGGCGAAAAAGCGUGUGUGCCCACAUAAUUAAAAAAACAACUGGAAUUUGAAUUUGUUGGAGGUGAUCCGUUAGCUAAACAUGUUUACAGAGGCAAGAGUUUAUUUUAAAUUCACUGAGGUGCAAAAACCUAAAGGGCAACAUUCUGAAUUCUGACCUCAGUUAAUAAACUGGUGCUGCCGUGGUGCCAAAACCAACAUGCGGUUUACACUCAUCUCGCCAGCACUAUUCAUGAAACACACGUCUAGCCAACAAGCACAAACGUGCAACGUGUCAUUACCGCUACUGUCAAAUCAUACGCAAAUUCGCCACCACUCGUUUUUCUGCCAAGCGUAUAGUGACCUACAGCAUCCCUGCACCACUGACUGCAGCUUACACACCGUUCCAUGCAGUAGUCUUUCAUUGGACCCCACAGCCGUGUGCGUAGUUCUUUCUCUUCUCCACAGGUACAAGGCAACUGCUUGUAGGAGAGUGUACCAGCUUUGUGAAAAAGACCAGAAAAUGGUGCUUUCUUGCUGCCUUAAGUGUGCUGAGCUCUGAAGACAUUUAAACGUGGUGCCGCUGUCCUUUUUCGCAGAAACGAUGACGUAGGACAGAACCGAUCAAACAUUUUCCUAAAGAUGCCACGUCCACAUAUUUUAUUUUUGUUACAAUUAGUGUGUUAGUGUAAAACACGCCAUUAUAAACGGUCCAAAUGUAUAAAAGUAAAAAAGAUGUUUAUGUAAUCCCAGUUGAGCUGGGAUCACUUGAAUCGAGAGCACAAAUCCGACGCGUCGCUUCGCUAGCAUGCUGUUUUUACUUUGCUAUAUGUGUGUAUGUGCACGCUGAAACGUUUUUGUUUUUUUUCCGCUCCCGUGCGCCAGUGUUCUUGUAGUCGAAGUUCAUUCAUUCUUUCUUUUCUUUGCUAUGUGGGUUUUGCACAAUUGAAAAGGUGAUUGUAAAUAUCCAAGUCUUGCACAGCCUCUUAAAGAUGCACUCUGGCCGGUCGGUAUUGCGUUUCUGCUCUUCUAGUCUAGCAUUACGCUCUUGAGAUUUACAGAGAAAAAAAAAGCAAACCAGCAACCUGUCCAAACCGUAUAUGUCUUGUAAUGACUGGUUAUUAUACAGAGCUCUAAACUGUACAGUGAAGGGUGAAGUGUUUUUCAAUUUCAAAAAACGUUAGUGUCAGUUUACUGUUCAAGGGCGUAAAAUCAGUUUUAUCUUCGCAAUGCAUCAGAGCCUGACCAUAUCUAACUUGCAUUACACUGUUACACUUCCUAUCCUGCAGCUUUCAGAUACACUGGUCCCUUUGGAUGUAAGCCACACCUAAAGACCCCAUGAAUGUUUUCUGACAACCGCAAGUUAUUGUAGAACCUGACUGCCGAAAAUAGCCAUUCUAAAGAGCAUUUGAUUGGACAAAAAAUGUGUAUGCAUCUUUAAACGCAGGAUACGUCGUAUUUCUGUCUAUUAUGAUUCAAAUAUGUUCAUGAAAGAUAAAUACUGUACAUUUUAAAUGUGAAUAUCUGCUUAAAAUAUUUUUGUCAACUUUUAGGAGUACAGGAGCAUAUAAAUGACCUUAAAACUAUAAGGCAGACAAAAAGCCACAAAACUCUUCAUUUUGAAUUCAUGGGAUUUAAAAAAAUUCACGAGUAUCAUUGCACUAGAUUAAAAAAAAAAUCUAAUCAAGUGGCUUAUAUUCUGCAAACAAACAUCUCACAAAGUGUGUUACAUUUUUAAAUAAUGAAACAUUAGAGUGUUCAAAAUGAAGACAA